AUGGCCACCAAGCAGGCAACGAGGACAAACCAGGCUAUCACCAUCAAGGGAUCGGUCGCUAUUGUCACCGAGUUUUUCGAGUACAGCGUCAACAGCAUUCUGUACCAGCGUGGAGUGUACCCCUCCGAUGACUUCCGAAUGGUUAAGAAGUAUGGCCUCCCCAUGCUCGUGACCUCGGACGACAGCUUGAAAGAGUAUAUUCAGACCAUCCUGGCCCAGGUGCAAGAAUGGCUCAUGUCGUCGCACCUCACCCGCCUCGUGCUUGCGAUCAAGAGCGUGGAGACGGACGAGACACUUGAGCGCUGGCAGUUUGACAUCCACACCGAGGACGGUCCCUCUUCCGCCGGUGCGCUGCCAGGUGCACCCAAGCCUGCUGCCAAGAAGAAGAACAAGACGGAGAAGGAGGUCCAGGCCGAGAUCCAGGGUAUCAUGAAGCAGAUCACUAGCAGUGUCACCUUCUUGCCCAUUCUUGAUGAGGAGUGCACGUUCACCAUCCUGGCGUACACAGACGACGCACCCGACACUGCCAUCCCUUCGACUUGGGACGACGCCGACCCGCACCUCAUCGACCGCGGCAAGGUCGAGCAGGUCCGUCUCCGCAGCUUUACCACCAACGUCCACAGCCUCGAGGCCAUGGUCGCGUAUCGUGUUGGCGAAUAG
Molecule: messenger RNA, 660 nt
Organism: Apiotrichum porosum
Lineage: Eukaryota; Fungi; Basidiomycota; Tremellomycetes; Trichosporonales; Trichosporonaceae
Exons: 5
Coding region: 1-660 (219 amino acids)
Biological process (GO): mitotic spindle assembly checkpoint signaling
Cellular component (GO): cytoplasm; nucleoplasm; kinetochore
Source: RefSeq, a predicted model, not a curated record